Molecule: messenger RNA, 1892 nt
Organism: Armigeres subalbatus
Lineage: Eukaryota; Metazoa; Arthropoda; Insecta; Diptera; Culicidae
Product: acyl-CoA Delta-9 desaturase
Exons: 7
Coding region: 575-1762 (395 amino acids)
Biological process (GO): unsaturated fatty acid biosynthetic process
Cellular component (GO): endoplasmic reticulum membrane
Molecular function (GO): iron ion binding; stearoyl-CoA 9-desaturase activity
Source: RefSeq, a predicted model, not a curated record
CCAGUUCGCCGCUGCCAGUCAGUGACAUCAAUGAAUGGUACACAUUCGUGCAGCUUUUUUGUCGCCUGGUUUAGUUUUCCCACAAGCAGAAGCCACAUCCAACUCUGCUGCCGGUCAGCCGUAGCCAGUCACCCACGUUAGUCGAUCAUCGGCGGUUGGUCAGACCAGACUCGAAGUUCAUUAUCCAUAAUUUGGGGCACUUUUAUCGCGAAUCGCUCAAACAAUCAACGGCAUUAUAUUGUAAACGAGAUGUUAUCAGCCUGUAUCCGUUUGUAUGUUUAAUCGGCUGUGUGAGUUCGUGGCGGUGACUAAUUGCAGCGGUUCGCGGGAAUAAUAAAUCGAAAAAGUGAGUGUGAUUUUAGUGAUUUUCAUUUAGUGGAAACGAGAAAUUGCAACGGGUACCUAUCUGCUGGAACCAGUGAUUUGCUUUAUAUUAAAAAAUACAUUUGAACAAUGGAGAUCUGGUGAAGAAAUUCCGGAUACAAAGUGACCUUAUCAUCGAGUUCAAACUAAACAGACCAUAAAUUAUCGAACGAAACCAACUGAAGUGCCUUCGUUGUACACACUCAGAACAAUGGCCCCAAACAUCACAAAUCCUACGGUGGAUCCAACUAGUCAUGAAUGUAGCGGCAAUACAUCAACCGCGUCUAACUCAACCACAUCGUCAAUGGUUCAGCAACGGAUAGUUAGUUGCAGCGCCAAACCCAGUCUAGUCAGUAGCAAGGAUGACAACAACAACAACAACCAAGUGGAACCAAAGAAAAACGCAUCCAGUGAUGAUUUCCGACCCGAAAUUCGGUGGCCGGAUUUUUUCGCACAACUAUUCUUACACACAGGAUUUCUAAUAGGCUUGUGGUACAUACUGACACUGCAGACCAAGUUGUACACUGUUAUGUGGACAAUAUUCUUGGUUUGGGCAUCCGGUUUGGGUAUAACAGCAGGUGCCCAUCGUCUGUGGUCGCACAAAUCAUAUAAGGCCAAAUGGCCGUUACGUUUACUCUUGAUGUUUCUGUUCACCAUAUGUGGUCAGCGAGAUGCAUACACGUGGGCACACGAUCAUCGAGUGCAUCAUAAAUACUCGGAAACGGAUGCGGAUCCGCACAAUGCGAAGCGAGGAUUCUUCUUUGCCCAUGUGGGCUGGGUCUUCCUGACGCCACAUCCAGAAGUUGUGGCUAAGCGGAAGAUUAUCGACAUGAGUGAUCUGGAAGCGGACGCAAUAGUAAUGUGGCAAAAACGGUACUACCUCCCGCUGUUUGCCCUGCUGGUGAUUGGCCUUCCGGUUCUUGUCCCGUACUACUACUGGUCCGAAAAUCUGUUCAUUGCCUUCUGGGUGUGCUUCACACUAAGAUUCACAACCACCCUCAACAUUGCUUUUUUCGUCAACAGUGUGGCGCACAUGUUUGGAAAUCGGCCGUACGAUAAAAAUAUUAGUCCGGUGGAGAACCUCUCGGUUGCAAUAGCUGCCUUAGGAGAAGGUUGGCAUAAUUAUCACCACGUGUUCCCGUGGGACUACAAAACGGGUGAAUUGGGUAGCUACAUGUUCAAUGUAACGACCGGCUUCAUCGAUGCCUUCGCUCGGCUUGGCUGGGCCUAUGAACGAAAAUCGGUUUCUCCACAUAUCAUCGAGCGAAGAGCGGCAAAAUACGGCGAUGGCACCCGCUUUCUGACAGAUGAAUAUGCACAUAAAGACCCUGUUUGGGGAUAUGGAGACGAGGAUAUUUCCAAAGAUGAUUUGGACGAUAUUGAGCGGUUACAGAACUAGAUGAUGCUACCUUUGAAUUUAAAAGUUUAGGCAUGUUCGUCCUACUUGUUAUAGGUUCGUAUGCUAUUGUGUACGAAGUACAGUAUUUUUGACUCAAUAAAAAAUCUGAAAUAAAAUUUUAUGAUCACGA